Molecule: messenger RNA, 685 nt
Organism: Haliotis rufescens (red abalone)
Lineage: Eukaryota; Metazoa; Mollusca; Gastropoda; Lepetellida; Haliotidae
Exons: 3
Coding region: 54-518 (154 amino acids)
Source: RefSeq, a predicted model, not a curated record
CACAUCUCCUCUUGCUUGUUAACUGACGUAGGCCCAGAAAAUAACAUACAGACAUGAAAGUAUUUUGCAUCUGUAUAGCUCUGUUUGGCGUUGCAGUUUACGCUCAAGCCCCUCCAUCAAGUCAUCCUACCUUGAACAUCCAAGCCUACCCCACGGCGAAUACCUACUCUUACCCAAUGUCAAACAACUACGCCUACCGAGGGAACAACGGCAACAUCAUGUCGUCUUACAGUGGUUACCAUAGCAACGCCGCGUCAACUCAAAAUGGUUACCAGAGCAACAACAACAUCAACUCUUUCCUGCUUCCAAUGAUGAUGGGUAUGGAUCAAGGAAAUCACAUGGCAACUCUCGGAAUGAUGAUGAACUCCAAACAGGGCAACAGCAUGCUCCCCUUCUACAUGAUGAACCAAGGGUAUGAGAACAUGCUACCCAUGAUGGCCUUCAUGAACCGCGGCAACCAGAGAGGCCAGAGGAUGAACCCCUUCAUGAUGAUGACUCUUAGUGAAGCGAUGAACUGAGGAACAUUGUCUUAACUGUGUCAUUUAUAUUUAUGAAGGGAAUACAAGGGGUUGGUUAUUUAAGCAUUUUCCGGAUGAACAUCCUCGAUGCAGUCAUUACUUACAUCAUUAUUUAUUAAUCAGCUGCAUAUUUCAUAUAUAGUCAUUGAAUAAAAUCUUUCGAAUUA